UCCAUUAUCAGUUGGUUUAUAACCUGGCCUUCACAGAGUCAACGUACCGAUUGUUGCUUAAAAAAAGCUAUAGUUGGGUAAUUGUUAAUUGAAAGCAAAUAAAACAUUGACCCUUUUUCCAAUGACUCUGCGCGUCAUCAGAGUUGAAAAAGGGUCAAUAUAUGGCGUACAACACUCCUGGGUACAUCGACGUAACCCGCAGUAAACCCGUCAAACAGGAAGAAUGGCCAAUCAUGCCUAAUUCGACUGAAGAAGAGUACCGAGACACUUCCGAAGACAGAUUUCAACAGCACCCUCCAAGAAUGGGUUCGCCCCGGUUCCCCUAUGCCAUCGUCUGGACGCCGAUACCCGUGAUGACGUGGAUUUUUCCAUUUCUUGGCCACAUGGGGAUAUGCACAUCGGACGGAGUUAUACGAGACUUUGCUGGCUCGUAUUACGUGUCGGAGGAUCGCAUGGCAUUUGGGAAUCCUACACGUUACCUCCAGCUCCAGCCCGACUGCCCUCCCGACGUCUGGGACACCGCUAUUAGUGAUGCCGCUUGUUCCUACAAAACAAAGACUCACAAUCUUUGCUGGGAUAACUGCCACUCGAUGGUCGCCUUGGCCCUCAACAACAUGAAGUACAAGGGCACCAGGUGGAACGCUUGGAAACUUGGGUUUUGGAUGUUUUUCUGUAGUAAAUUUGUUGGUGUUUCAGGGUUUUUAAAAACAUUUGCACCUUUCAUCGUUGCCAUGCUGGUUUUAAUAUUUAUCACAAUAUUUUCAGGGUAAUGUGUGUAUUUUCGUAUUAUAAUUUACUAUGUAAUACCACUUGUAAAACCGUAAUUCCUUCUUUAAAUUUAAUAUUUAUUUUA
Cimex lectularius (bed bug) is the source of this 853-nucleotide messenger RNA. RefSeq names its product transmembrane protein 222. The record is from RefSeq and is a predicted model, not a curated record. Lineage: Eukaryota; Metazoa; Arthropoda; Insecta; Hemiptera; Cimicidae. The coding region runs from base 162 to 770 and encodes 202 amino acids. The transcript is spliced from 4 exons.